This is a messenger RNA of Besnoitia besnoiti, 1959 nucleotides long. RefSeq names its product HAD hydrolase, family IIID protein. The transcript has 8 exons. Bases 1 to 1959 code for a protein of 652 amino acids. Lineage: Eukaryota; Apicomplexa; Conoidasida; Eucoccidiorida; Sarcocystidae. Gene Ontology annotation, cellular component: nucleus. The record is from RefSeq and is a predicted model, not a curated record. Gene Ontology annotation, molecular function: protein binding; phosphoprotein phosphatase activity.
AUGACGAUUCCCGAGACGCGGGACAGAGAAGACCAAUCUCAGUCAGAAGACUCCAACUGCGCGUCGUCUCCGAGCGAGGAAUCUGCCGCUCCGCUCACACAGACUGACAGUUUCGACAGCAAUUCCAACGCCUCCGGCUUUCCCGCAUUUUCCUCGUCUGCAGGGGGUUCGCAAGGCAACGCCCGCCGGGGAGUUGUUUUUGAGGAAGGGCAAAGGACUGGCGUGGACGCCCGAAGAAGCAGCGCUGCCUCCGACGACAACGGUCCCGAGGCCCUUCUGCACAAUCGAGAGGAAGAGACGAGCGCUGCCGCGCUCGUCUCUGUGGGAAGCGCUGCGAGUCCACUGACGGGGCGGAUAAGAGGAAGGGAAGACUCCGGUUCUCCGCAUCGCAAGCACUUGAAGCCAGCUCUCGACGGGACGCGUGCAGGGCGCGGGUCGGAGUCGGAGGACACCGCGACCGCGUUGGGCUCCAGGAGUCCGCCUCAGGCCACAGAGGGAGGCACUGCAGCGCCGAGCGACGCUCCGGCUCUCGCAGCUCUUAAGUCCGCCAUGAAGGAACGCCAGGAAGAGGCGGGGGAAAGGGUCAGAGAAGACUGUGGGGCUCAAGACGCCUGCGUCUCUUCGUCCAGCGGAGGCGACGAGCCAGACCUCCAGACGCCCGCUGGCGCCGCGACCAUGACCGCAGUCGACAGCGCCGCAGCCACUCAGGCUGCCUCCAGUCCGAGGCCCCCGAGCGGCCUCCCGCUUGGGUCGUCUCAACGCCCUCUCUCGAGCCCUUCUUCCUCCUCGUCCCCGUUGACCGCCCUGGCUGUGCCCGCGGACGACGACGACGCCGAAGAGGAGGAAGACGACGAAGAGCCUGAGGGAGAACAAGUCGUCCUGGUUGUCAAAUGGUGCGGAAAGCUGUACGACGUCGCUCUCUCGCCUUCGGACUUUGAGUGUUUUUCCGUCGCAGACUUCAAAGAGAGACUGCAGCAACAGCUCUCCGUCCCAGCUGACAAGCAGAAACUUCUCGGGUUCACCAACGCGAAGGGCGGCACGGCGCGAGACGCAGAUCUUCUCACUUCGCUUCGCUUCCAGCGAGAGCGGCAAAUGAUGCUGGUUGGAAGCACCGACGCCCAGCUGCUCGCGGCGGCGCAGGCCCAUGCCGCGGCUCUCGCCCAGGGCGACAAACUUCUCGAUGACUUCGCUGCAGCCUCUGCGGACGUGUUAACGGAGGACGAACUGCGCACGCCGCUGCAUCUCUCGCGGCUCGAAACCGCCAUAGAGAGGACACAAAUUCACCUGCUGCACCCGCCAAGGCCUGGCAAGAAGCUCCUCGUCCUCGACUUGGACUACACGCUCUUUGACUGCAAGUCCCUGGCAGGCAGUAUAGACGACUUGAAGCGCCCCUUUCUAGAGCAGUUCAUGCAGGACGUGUUUCAGGACUACGACAUCGCCGUUUGGAGUCAAACGCACUGGAAAUGGGUAGAAAUGAAGUGCACGGAGCUCGGCUUCCUGACUUCCUCCAAGUUUCAUCUCUGCUUCGUCCUCGACCGAUCCUCGAUGUUUACCGUGUGUUCGCGGAGGAAGAAGAAGAGAGGCAGAGGGUCGUCCCGUGACUCUGGCGGGGAGCUGCGGACUCACGAGGUUAAGGCUCUCGAGUUGAUUUGGCGCAAGUUUCCUGGGUUCUGGAGCGCGAGCAACACAGUCCACGUGGACGAUCUAUCUAGGAAUUUUGUUUUCAACCCGAAGAAUGGAAUCAAAGUCUCUGCGUACAAAAGGGAGAAGCGAGACAGCGACGCGGAGCUCCUCCUUCUUGGGAUUUAUUUGAAGCACCUCGCGCAGGCGCCAGACGUUCGCGAAGUCCCGCACAAAUACUGGAAAGUCCGCGCUGCCGAGGAGGCGCGGCGCGGCGGAAGUCUCCCGGAGUCUCUCCAUUUCUCGACUCAAGCUGCUGCAGAGCCACAGAGCGACUGA